Cavia porcellus (domestic guinea pig) is the source of this 936-nucleotide messenger RNA. RefSeq names its product olfactory receptor 4D2. The coding region runs from base 1 to 936 and encodes 311 amino acids. Gene Ontology annotation, cellular component: plasma membrane. Gene Ontology annotation, biological process: G protein-coupled receptor signaling pathway. The record is from RefSeq and is a predicted model, not a curated record. The transcript has a single exon. Gene Ontology annotation, molecular function: olfactory receptor activity; G protein-coupled receptor activity. Lineage: Eukaryota; Metazoa; Chordata; Mammalia; Rodentia; Caviidae.
AUGGAACCAGGGAACGUCACGCGGCUGUCAGAAUUUGUCUUCCUAGGACUCUCACAGACUCAGGAACUCCAGCUUUUCCUGUUUCUACUGUUCUUGUCCGUCUACGUCACCACUGUGGUGGGAAAUCUCCUCAUCAUAGUCACAGUGACCUCAGACUCCAGGCUCCACACACCCAUGUACUUUCUGCUCCGAAACUUAGCUGUCAUAGACCUCUGUUUCUCCUCAGUCACUGCCCCCAGAAUGCUGGUGGACUUCCUGUCUGAGAAGAAGACCAUCUCCUUCAGGGGCUGCAUGGCCCAGCUCUUCUUCUUCCACUUCCUGGGAGGGGCCAUGGUCUUCUUCCUCUCAGUGAUGGCCUAUGACCGCCUUGUUGCCAUCUCCUGGCCCCUCCAUUAUGUCACCAUCAUGAACACUCGGCUCUGUAUGGGACUCGUGGUGAUGGCCUGGGCAGUGGGCUUUGUCCACUCCAUUAUUCAGCUGUCUCUAAUGCUCCCAUUACCCUUCUGUGGGCCCAAUAUCCUGGACAACUUCUACUGUGAUGUCCCUCAAGUGCUGAGGCUUGCCUGCAUGGAUACUUCCCUCUUAGAGCUCCUCAUGAUCUUCAACAGUGGGAUGCUGGAUGUUAUUUGGUUCUUUUUCCUUCUCAUCUCCUAUUUGGUCAUCCUGGUGAUGCUGAGGUCCCACCCUGGAGAAGCAAGGAAGAAGGCGGCUUCCACCUGUAUCACCCAUAUCAUUGUGGUGUCUAUGGUCUUUGUCCCAAGCAUCUACCUCUAUGCUCGACCCUUCACCCCAUUCUCCAUGGACAAGGCAGUGUCCAUCAGUCACACAGUCAUGACCCCCAUGCUCAACCCCAUGAUAUACACCCUGAGAAACCAGGAGAUGCAGGCAGCAGUGAAGAGAUUAGCAAUGUGUAGACUGGUUUGUAAAAGAGAGUGA